UAAACAGGACGAGGCGCAUUCAACUUCGUUGCUUCCUAACAUUGUCGUCCAGAGCCAUACGGCCAGCGAUGGCGUACGAUCUGCUCGGUCGACUGCUCAAACGACUGAUAUCCCGCCGUCAAACAAAGCACAAAGACGCGCCGCCCAGCGCAGCCAAUGGUGCGCCCAAGAAGGGUGCAGCACGAUUUCGAGUCGUAGGGAUACAUGGCGGCGGACAGAAGUCAGGAACAACCACCACACACUCGUGUCGACUUCAGGCCUCCGACGUACGUCAGCGACACGUACCCACGCCUUCCACUGGAGCUCUUUGAGCUCAUACUCGAUUACCUCCGACUCGAUCUUCCAGCGCUCAUGCGGUGCCGCCUCGUGUGCCGCGCAUGGUAUUGCACCGCGCGCCUACCACCCUUCCUCCUGACCGGAGAGUCCAACCUCAGGUUCACUCGAAGGAAUGCGUUCGAAGAAUUCGCGCGGCUCAUCGGCGUGCGGGGGAACAGGUCGUACUUCCGGUUCUCGGAACUCGCGCUUACGCUGGUGGACGAUCCAACACAUCGCUUCGUUCACUUGUGGGCUCUGCAGGUCCCCGAGUACUUUCUGUCCGGGCUGCGGGUCCUCGCGCUGGCGGAACUCAACUGGACGACGACGAGGCCGCAUGCUCGCUUCUUGCGGCGGCUCUCGCACUGUGUUACCCUGGUACAGCUCACGCUUUCGGGAUGCCGCUUCCGCAAUGCAUCAGUGCCUCGAAAUGUCAUCAAUUCGCUCCCGAGUCUCGAGGCCAUCUGGCUUUGGGACACGAGAUUUGACGAUCUGCCGACAUCGCUCUCGCUCAUACCGCCCACGAUCGCGCAUCAAAGUCUCAAGUACAUCCGCAUCCGGAGCACAUCUGGUAAUGACUUGGCCGACAGCUUCGGGUCUGUCCAUUCACAGAACCUGCUCAGUCUCUGUAUCCAAUAUCAGAAUAUCACAACUCUUGGCUUGGACCUACGCUACGUUUCACCUUCGCAUCUUCAGCGCGUCCUGCGCCAUUAUCACGGUCUAUCAGAGCUGUGGCUGAACAACGCCUUCGACCCCACUCUUGAACUUGAAGGCGGGCUUCCUUUUGACGAGGCGGACCUCGGCGGACAACAUACAGAACAACAUCUUCGCACGCUGUCCGUAUUCACCCUUCAAGACACGUCGACAGUCUGUGCGCUGCAUAUCCUGCGGCUCAUCACUCCGUACAUAUCCCGGAACCUGUAUGAACUGACAAUUGAGCUCGUCGACCGCCCCUCUGCGGCGCUUCUGCGGAGCGUCACACGAGUAUUAGAGCUGACUGGACCUGGCCUCACGCGCAUGAAGUGGACGAACGAGAAGGGAAAUGUGUUGGAUGCCGUGCCGUGUACCUCUUCGAACACUUCCUUGAGACGACUCAUGAUAACGCUCUGCCUUGAACCAUCGCCAGGUUCGACCCAGAGAUGUCUCACGGCAGUGCUGGCAAACAUCACCAGCCCGCAUCUGCGGAGCCUUAUCAUCUCGAUAAACUUUCUUCAGCCCCCGUCACCUUCAAGUCCAGGCGAAGAUCGUCCUAUGACCAUGACAAACGACGCACGGCACUCGAGGUCCGCCUUCCACCGUGUGCUGGCGCGAGAAGUCUUCGACCACUUCGCAGACAAUAUUUCAAGCGCGAGGAGCAUCAUAAUUCAUGUCAGUACGCGGCAGAUACGGGAAGAUACUGUCUUGGUCUCCGCGAUCCACGCCCAUAUGGUCGACCUCUUUGCGCCGUGGUUACGUCGCGGGUUCCUCGCGCUUGACUUCGAGGGUAGGCGUGAUGUGUCGCAGUAUGCCAAUCAAUCCUUCUCCUCGUCAUUCUCGAAGGUGUACCGAAGAAUCAGAGACAUACGACACUGAACGAAGCGGGAGUGUUGGGAGCGCGAGAUUUCGGACACGGGAAGGAUAGACGAAUGAGACUAAGUAUACGAGUAUGCAAAGGGUCACGCAUAGGCCUGGCCGACGAACCCAUGCACGACACGUAGCAUGACUGGACCGCGUCCGACCCUCGGCUUUCGAGCUGGUUAUCGUCAACUUGAAGGCCGAUCAGGCAGGACGCGGAUGGAGGUCGAUUGCAGACUCCUCGUUCCGUGAGGUUCGUGCGAGCUGUUAUGA
Messenger RNA from Rhodofomes roseus, 2139 nucleotides. RefSeq lists its product as uncharacterized. Bases 205 to 1884 code for a protein of 559 amino acids. The record is from RefSeq and is a predicted model, not a curated record. Lineage: Eukaryota; Fungi; Basidiomycota; Agaricomycetes; Polyporales; Fomitopsidaceae. Gene Ontology annotation, molecular function: protein binding. The transcript has 6 exons.